Molecule: messenger RNA, 1077 nt
Organism: Manis javanica (Malayan pangolin)
Lineage: Eukaryota; Metazoa; Chordata; Mammalia; Pholidota; Manidae
Gene: ZNF485
Product: zinc finger protein 485
Biological process (GO): regulation of transcription by RNA polymerase II
Molecular function (GO): RNA polymerase II cis-regulatory region sequence-specific DNA binding; DNA-binding transcription factor activity, RNA polymerase II-specific
Source: RefSeq, a predicted model, not a curated record
AUGGCUAUGGCUUUCUUUGAAUACUGGAUUGAAACAAAGAUGUCAGCCCUAAAGUAAAACAUUUCUCAAGGAUCUGAUUUGGGAACACAAACAAAAAGUGUCAUGAUGGAGAGAGGACUGCACUGGGAGGGCAGAAGUUCCACAGAGAAGAUGCAGAAUAAAUGUGAGGAAUGUGGGAAAGUCUUCAAAUAGUCCUCCUUUAUUAGCCACCAGAAAAAUCAUGCUGGUGAGAAACCCCAUAAAUGUACAGAAUGUGGGAUAACCUUUAUGAGCAGCUCAUCCCUUUUAAAUCACCAUAAAAUUCACAUAGGCAAGCAACCUUACAGAUGUAUUGAAUGCGGGAAGUUCCUUAAGAAGCACUCAACAGUUCUUAAUCAUCAGAAAAUUCAUUCUAGAGAUAAACCUCAUAAAUGCAAUGAAUGUGGAAAAGCUUUCAGAAAGAACUCUAUCCUUUUAAGUCAUCAGAGAACUCAUACUGGUCAGGAACCCUACAGAUGUAAUGACUAUGGGAAAGCCUUUGCUCAGAAUGCAGCCCUUACUCGUCAUGAAAGAAUACAUAAUGAAGAGAAGCCUUUUAAAUGUAAUGAAUGUGGGAAAGCUUUCAGGGAUAACUCAACUGUGUUGGAACAUCAGAAAAUCCACACUGGUGAGAAACCAUAUUGGUGUAAUGAACGUGGAAAAGCCUUUAGGAAGAGUUCAACUCUUAUUAGUCAUCAAAGAAUGCAUACAGGAGAGAAACCGUAUCAGUCUAGUAAGUGUGGAGAGUCUUUUAGAUAUAGCUCAUCUUUUGCUGUACAUCAGAAAACUCAUAGUGGAAAUAAACCCUAUCAGUGUAAUGAUUGUGGGGAAGCCUUUAUGAAGAGCUCAACCCAUAUUGGACAUCAGAUAACCCAUAGUGGAGAAAAACCGUAUCACUGUGAAAAAUGUGGGAAAUCCUUCAGGCAAAGCUCUGGCCUUAUUGAACAUGAGAGAAUCCAUACUGGAGAAGAAUGUAAUGAAUGUGGGAAGGCUUUUCCUCAGAGCUCGGUCCUCAAACAACAUAAGAAAAUUCAUAACAGAAAGAGCACCCAGAUGUAG